ACCCUCCUAAUUAUUCCAGAUAGUGGUUAACUGCAUUAUCUGGCACAUUAUUGCAUCCGGUAAUGUCCCUCCUCUUUCAUAUCAAUCUAACGAAGGCAGUUACUAAGUUAAUUGCAGGUUAGCUCAUUUCUAACUGGAAAAAUGGGGGAAAAACUUGGAGAAUCAAAUUGUAUUCAUCACGUACAUGGUCUACAUCAGGUAUAAAAUGAGCAGCGAAAUGCUUACUUUCUAGCUCCCUCAACAGUGCAGUAUAAUAUCAAGCAAUUUAUUUCCAACCCCUUCUUCCCAUGUUGCUAUUUUGUACAACCAAGAAACAGGAAUGUAAGAAAACGUGUUUGAUGGGCUACAGCAUUCCAAUCAGUAUCAGGGCCUAUACUUUGUGUUGUGAAGUGGAUAUUGCAUCAUGUUCAGUCCUCCACAUUAUCAUACUCUACAUGCAUUCUUUUGUUACGACAUCUCCUACUGCUUGAUUAGAUCUGAUUGGUUUAGUUAAUCAAAUAUAAGUUUGUCUUUAUAACUGCUAUUGGAUGGGUGUUGGGGAGAUUUGAGACUUGCACUUAGGAGCGAAAUAGGUUUUUAAUUGUAUGAAGUGUAUUACAGUCAUUUCCUUUGAUGUUGCUGUAACUCUUAUCCUGAGACUGAGAAUUUCAGUUUAAGUGGAUAGGAAAGACCCCAACUCAGAAAAGGCAUCAAGGCCCCAUGAUAAACAAAUGUCCAUGUUGACAAAACAAGUUUUCAAACUCACCCUCUGACCAAUCCUAUCCUCGUCAGUCCUCUAAACUUUAAUAUGGUUUUGGAGGGCCUUGGUGUGCCUCUACGUCAUUGGCUCACCGUCUCACCCUGAGUUAAAAAUGGAAGCACAAGCACUCUCAGUAGUGUAAACAUUUACACUAAACAGCCAAUCACAUUCCCUAGCACUGCCUUUUUCUCCCUCAGGCUCUUACCAGCAGCGGAUGGCAUAGUCAACGGUUUACAUAGAGUGGGCCAAUCAGGUUACAGAUCUGUUACUCUAGUCUAGGCCCACCUUUCUAGCAUGACGAUAUCAGAGAGAAACUAUAAAGUGCUCUGACUGCUCUAGAGGGAGGUAGAUUAACUUGCUUGGUAUAGUCAGGACUAUAUUCAGUGUUUCCCCACAGAAUCAUGAGAGAGUGUGUUGUAUCAGAAAGGGACAUGGCGUGUACAGACUGUAUGAAGGCAUCGGAUUUCUCUAUUGAUACAAAAGGAAUCAAGAAAAGAAACUGGAGGACAAGGAUACGCUAUCUUUUGAAGAUCACCUCUUCUUUUUCUUCUUCAAAAUGCAUGGCAGGAAGAUCUUACAGGCCAACAGUGGAGGAAGUCAACCAAUGGGCACAGUCACUUGACAAACUCCUGAGUCACAAAUAUGGAAAGGCAGCGUUUCAGAUAUUCCUGAAGUCAGAGUUCUGUGAUGAGAACAUAGAGUUCUGGACGGCCUGUGAGGAGUUCAGGACCAUGACGUCUCUAGGGAAACUGUCGUCGAGGGCCAGAACCAUCUAUGAAGAGUUCAUCCAGUGUGAUGCUCCUAAAGAGAUCAACCUGGACUACCAGACGAAGGAUGCUAUCAUCCAGAGCCUGCCUCUGCCCAGCCUGACGUGUUUCCUGUCGGCCCAGAAGAAGGUUUUUAACCUGAUGGAGAACAACUCGUACCCUCGCUUCAUCCAGUCUGAGCUCUACAAGGAACUGUGUGCCGUCGCCAGGGGAGAGGGGAAAUAUCUCAAGUUUUAAGAUUACUACUCGCAAGGAUUGACUAUGUAGUCAAGCAUUACAUGAAGUUACAUGGAAUGUAAAACCAUUUCACAUUUGAGCCAUGUGGCCAUUGGCAAUGCUGUAGCGCACUAUUUAUAAACAGUACUGUAGUGUAGGAAGUACAGCAAAUAACUAGCUGUAAAUGGCUUAGCCUUUACACUUGAAAAAUGUUCAUUCAACUGUGCAUCCUUGGUUUUGCAGAGUCAGCCAAAACAACACCAGGAACUUUGUGCACAUGAUUAUGCAGAUCAGAUGUAAAGUUGUUUUGUUAUUGGCUCAAAAUGGAAUUGCUUAUCCAGUUGUGUUUGAAUGCACUUUAGUCAGUUUCACCAAACACCAGUACUGGUAAAUAACUGGCGACUAACUAUUUGCAAUUGAUUGUAUACGAUGUGCGCAAGUACUUUCUGGGACCAGUCAUAUAGGUUUACAUUGGCAACUGUUUCGCUGGAGAGGUGAAUGGAGGUGAAUGUUUUGCAUUGCAUAGAGGUGUUUGCACUAAACAUUGUAGCGGAAAUGGUUUUAACCAUUCCAAUGAGUUCAGUUCAUCGUGGGUGCAGCUGGACUGCAACACUAUUGUUUUUCCUUAUUUAUCGUUUGUUAAAUACAUACAUGUCAAAUAAAAUAAUGUUGAAUUCAGAAACAAUGUAUUUUCUAGUUACUGGGCCC
Molecule: messenger RNA, 2430 nt
Organism: Oncorhynchus kisutch (coho salmon)
Lineage: Eukaryota; Metazoa; Chordata; Actinopteri; Salmoniformes; Salmonidae
Product: regulator of G-protein signaling 21-like
Exons: 5
Coding region: 1141-1743 (200 amino acids)
Source: RefSeq, a predicted model, not a curated record